Mugil cephalus (flathead mullet) is the source of this 1371-nucleotide messenger RNA. It is a transcript of the gene pithd1, whose product is annotated as PITH (C-terminal proteasome-interacting domain of thioredoxin-like) domain containing 1. Gene Ontology annotation, cellular component: nucleus. Lineage: Eukaryota; Metazoa; Chordata; Actinopteri; Mugiliformes; Mugilidae. Bases 148 to 783 code for a protein of 211 amino acids. The transcript is spliced from 6 exons. The record is from RefSeq and is a predicted model, not a curated record.
UGACGUAGAAGCCAGUUCGCUUCACGCUGCGAAGUGAAACUUGCUGAUAUCAUUUCACUUUAUAAAAACGCCCCGAGCGAAACAGUUUUGACUCAUUUCUCCUCCCGAACGGGUUGCCACGGAAAAGGCAGCGGCUUCACGUCCACGAUGUCCGGGCACGGCCACGGCCACGGUCACGGGCACAGCUGCGGGUGCGAAGGUGAGCACGAGCCCGCGGAGAGGGGCCUGGAGUACGGGCUGUACCGGCGGAUCGACCUGGAGAAGCUGCAGUGUCUGAACGAGAGCAGGGACGGGGACGGCAAGCUGGUGUUCAAGCCGUGGGACAAGCGGAACGAGCGGGACAAGUUUGUCGAGAGCGACGCAGAUGAAGAGCUGCUGUUCAACAUCCCUUUCACGGGCAGCGUGAAGCUGAAGGGCGUCAUCAUCUCCGGAGAAGACGACGACUCUCAUCCUGCUGAGAUACGACUUUUCAAGAACAUCCCUCAGAUGUCCUUUGACGACACGGGCAGAGAACCGGAGCAGGCGUUCAGACUGAACAGAGACCCCACGGCUGAGCUGGAGUAUCCGACAAAGAUCGCUCGUUUUUCCAACGUCAACCACCUCUCCAUCCACAUCUCCAAGAACUUUGGAGCAGAGAGCAGCCGGGUUUACUACAUCGGCCUCAGAGGAGAGUAUUCAGAGGCCCACAGGCACGAGGUGACGAUCUGUAACUACGAGGCGUCGGCGAACCCGGCGGAUCACAAAGUGGAGAGCAUCAUCCCGCAGACCAACUUCAUUUCCUGAGAGCCGCAGCGAGCUGGGGGAGGAGGACGAGGCGUCUGUUGACUGCUGAGAAGUUCAAAGACGAGUUCAACGCUGUGCGACGGCAAAGGUUGGUCGACAUCGACCGGAAUAACGAGCGCUGGGAUCUGAGGACGACCAGAGAAGCUUCGGAUGUGUCUGGAAGUGCCAAGCUGUUUGUUUUCUGUGGCAAUAAAGAGUUGAGACGGCUUUAAUGUGGGCAGGUAGCUUCGUAAUAAAUGCAUGAAACAUUCGACACGGAUCCAGUCUGCUAUUUAACCCCUUUGCUGAAAAUAUACCCACCGCAGCUGCUAAAGAUAAAGUGAGAGCUGCUGCAGCCGUGAAAACCUUUAAAGAAACUUGAUUUGCUUCUUUAAACAUCGUAAACAGAGUUCUGCGUCAUGUGCCAUUUAACGAGCCGACACACUGUCUGACAAACGCUGCUGGAUGUUUUCGUGCCACCUAGUGAACUGUUUUUGUGACUGCGUUUUCAUCCAAUCAGGAGCUUUUCUCUUAACACACUUUGCUAUUUCCUGGAGCUUUUGAGUCAGCACUUAUUGUUAUAAUCUCAUUAAAAAACAUCUGAUCACA